UCUAACUAAUCGCUUAAUGAAACUGUGGAACCUGUUCUAGAGCGAGAUCUAACAAUUUUUUUUCUAACAGAAUGUAAUUGGGUUUAAAAUAUGGUGUCGUGAAACAGAGAUAAUUGUUUUCAGGAGCGUCAUGGCAUUGUAAAAGAUGCGUCGACCAGAGGUAUAGAGUGGCGGCGGCCGAAAACCGGGCAUUGAAACGGACAGAUCUGUUUAGAUUUAAGGGAGGUCAGCAGAGGAGACAGCAGCAAGAACUAACACCACCUUGCGAUACUGCCUCCACAACGUCGUCAACAGCAUCAGAAGCUGGAAAAGAUCAAAAUGAAAACCACUGUUAUUGUGGAGAGAAAAGUGAUUGGUUGGCUCAGGUAGUAUUGCUUUAUCAUUCUUCUCACAUAGAACACAAAGACAGAAUUCUUUACAUAUGCGGCAUGGAACACUUUCAGAUGUUGUUGUGCUGUCGAUGUACACGGUGGUUCCACCAAAGAUGUGUGUCAAGUUUGCAAUAUCCGUUGUAUGCUGGUGAUAAGCUGUAUAUAUUCGCGUGCGCGGAAUGCAACGGCGGCAAUGAGUACUUGCGGCGUUUGGAGUUGUGCUGGCUGGAUCUAGCACAUCUAGCGCUGUACAAUCUUACCGCUUACAACGCACCGAAUUAUUUCGACUUGGACAACGUUAUCAUGCCCUACAUCAUGGACAACUGGCACGCUCUGCAAUUACCUGAAAAGAUGUGGCGAACUCCUGUGAACGAGAGGCGUGAGAAGAUCUUGACAGCGCUAACAUCGUCCCGUAAACGUUUCAAAUGCGGCAGAGAGAUGAAGAAGAGAGCUACAAUAUGGGGGCUGCGUUUACGGCGGCCGCCACCCACUCCUUUACAACUCUCCGCUUUAGAACAGAUAAAGAAAAGAGAACCUUUGACUGAUGAAUUGGUUAGAACAUAUGCGCCAAAACUCCGCUUUCUACCACGUCCACCGUCGCCUCCAGCUCAACCCAUCGUAGAUGACAGUUUACAACCUUCUAGCAGUAACACCGAUAAAAGUUCCUAUAAAAAUCACAAUCAACGUAUGAUAGUACCGGUUGAUGGUCACUGGCUCAAUCUAAUGAUGGGCAAACGGUUUCAUGAAAAUCUUAACUCUAAUUCAAACUCGGAGAAUGAUUCCACUAGUUCCUACGAGUCUGUCAAACCUACUGAAAACGAUGAGCAAUGCUCUCCUACAGUGUGUACGUCAUCUAAUAGAAAAUCCGAUGCCAAAGAAAUAGAAAGUAUGACUGUUAUAAACGAAAGUGAAACUAAUGAAGCUAAAUCCACCUGUGAAAAUCCCCCAGUGCCAUUAUUCAACACGUCCUUAGUUCCAUGUACUGUAGAAUUAGACAAUAUAUCCAAAGAGAAUAUUGAAAAAACUAAUAUUUGCCCAGUGAACACUAGCAAUUUUAGUGUAAAUACCCACACAACAAGAAUAGCCACUAUGAACCUAGAAGUAUCUAAGUUGUCUACAAAAAACAUUAUCGAACAUUCCAAAAUAAUGUCGUUACAGCAUAUGGAUAGGUUACCACCUUAUAGCAAUUUUCAUGAAAUAGAAUCGUCAGGUGAUGAAACGUCUAGUAGAGGCACACUAGAUGCUAUUAUACCGCCGUUAAAAGACUUUCAAGGUAAAAAUAAUCCGUUCUUAAUGCAAAAUACAUAUCCAACAAAGAAUUUUACAUCUAACUUAAAUGCAUGUAGUAAAAAUAAAUUGAAUGGUAAACAGCAUGUCCAUUCACGAUUGUCGCUACCAGUACCACUGAAUCCAAUGAUGGGACCCAUGGUGCGACCUAUGAAACGAAAACUUAGUGAAAAAGAUAUCGUAAUAUUACCGAAUGGCGAAGUAAAAAGAAGGAAAUACAGGAGGCCUAGAAAAUAUUUACAAAUGCAGUUGAAUAAAUCGUGUCCACUGCCCGAUGACACAAAUAAGACUGCCCAAACGCAAAACGAAAACGUGGAUAUCGCCCCGCCCACUGCACACAACAAUGUAAAAUUUCACGGAAGAAGACUGAGACAGAGGCAAGAGAAAAAUUACUACGAAAACGCAAGACGCAACACGAACAAUAGUGCAAACAAUAAUAAUAGCGUCAAGAGUCUUCAGCUGAGUCCCCAUAAAGGAAACAGCAAUGUAACUGAAGUAGAUGCUGAACAAUUAUCAGCCUUAAAGUCUAGAGUACAGUCUUAUUUCCGUGCGGGGCAGACAUUCCGUGUUUUAGCUCGUCGCCUCGCACCUAACACGCCUCCUGCCUACCUUAUAGAGUGGGAUUCGAACACGUCUUAGGAAGGGUGUUGUAACAUGAAUUUAUUUAAAAUAUACAUACAUAUAAUGUAAUAAUAAUAUAUAUAUAUAUAUAUAUAUAUAUAUAAGCGCUUGUUUGUAGUCUUAAUUUAGUUGUACAGAUCGAGGAAUGUGAUAUAUUAUAAUUCCAACUGGAUUACAUUGUUUUAUUUUGUUCAAUAGUUAUUUUUAUUUUUUUACUUUAGCAAGACAAUACUUAUACACCGUAAUAUUAAUUUUUUUUCUCUGUAGAGAACCAUAAUUGAGCCUAUGUGGUAUCGGCAUAAUGUGUACCAUUUUUAUUAUUAUACGCACAAUUCAUGUACCUUUUAUUAUAUAGGAAUCUAUUAGUGCGCGACAGCAUGGUGGUACUGUGACAGAGUAUCAAACAAAAUCACCUAACAACGAUUCGGGAAUUUGCGGAACUUGUACUUUUAUAUAUUUAUUUUAUACUUAUCAC
This is a messenger RNA of Diatraea saccharalis (sugarcane borer), 2754 nucleotides long. The record is from the annotation of a GenBank genome assembly. Lineage: Eukaryota; Metazoa; Arthropoda; Insecta; Lepidoptera; Crambidae.